AUGGCUAGAAAUUCAAAUAGAGAGAUAUUAACUGGUGGGAAACGAUACAUUACAAACAAAGCCAAAAAGCAUUUAGUAGAUGAAGUUGUAUUUGAUAAAGAUUCACGUAAGGAAUAUUUAACUGGAUUUCAUAAAAGAAAACUUCAAAGACAGAAAAAUGCACAAGAAUUUCAUAAAGAACAAGAAAGAUUAGCGAAGAUUGCUGAAAGGAAACAAUUGAGAGAUGAAAGGAAACAAGAUUUAGAAAAUCAAUUACAACAAUUCAAGAAUAAUAUUGAAGAGAUUAAUGCUAUAAAUAACAGUGAGGAAGGAAAUGAAGAAGAAGAUGAUGAUGAAUGGACUGGUUUUGAUGAAGGAAAUGAGGAGGAGAAGGGGGUAGAGAAUGAGGAAGAUUCAGAACCGAAAUUGAAAGGUAUUCUUCAUCAUACUGAGAUCUAUCAUAAGGAUAAUGAUAUAAUAAAUGGAAACGGUGAUGCGAUAAUAAAUGAUGAGACAAGAGUUACUAUAGAAUCUUUAGAUAAUCCAAAUCAACCUAAACUUAUAACGACAGAAGAUAUAGCAAAAGCCAAUAAUGUCAAUUUAAAUAAAUCUGAACAAAUAUUGGAAAAAUCAAUUGAAAAAGCUAAAAAUUAUGCUGUUUUAUGUGGUGUUUCAAAACCAGAACCUAAAAAGAAGAAGAAAUUUAGAUACUUAUCCAAAACAGAAAGAAGAGAGAAUACAAGAAAAGAGAAAAGUAAAGCUAAACAAAGAGGUAAAAGGUAA
Molecule: messenger RNA, 762 nt
Organism: Insectozyma verbasci
Lineage: Eukaryota; Fungi; Ascomycota; Pichiomycetes; Serinales; Debaryomycetaceae
Source: the annotation of a GenBank genome assembly